CUACUCGCAACAGUCGCUGCAAAACCAGUCCUCCAGACAGAGUCGAGCCUUUACCCCUGUACCAUCCCUGAGUGGAAUUCGCCAUAUUUCGAGAUUGACCUCAAUAACGCUGAGAACAGACGCAGCUGUGUUUCUCCUCUCCUGGCAGAAAGAACAAGACCACCACCGAGAAACUGACAUUUCGGCGUCGUUCGAAAUCUUGAAAACUCGCUGCUUCGGUUUGAUAUGUGAGAUUUCUUCUUCUUCCUGUAAUUGUAUCUACGCUAGUCUGUCACUGACAACCGACCGUAGUUUGUACGGUCUUUACCGGGUUUAGGCGUCGUUCAUUCAAAUGUUGUAACGUUAGCGUUACAGCCAGUUUCCCAACCGGGAGCCAUCAGCGACUUCUCAGUUGCUGAACACAAACAGAAACACGGCUUCAGCACUGAGGUAGCAGAGGAGGAGGAAAGCCCCCAAACUCGCAGGACAUGGAGUCGAGCAAAGCUGGAGGCGUGAUAACCUACAUCAGCUCGUCCAGCUCUGGCUCUAGCCCGGAGUCGUGCCACAGCGACUCCUCCAACGGCAGCUACCAGUCGUCCUCCCCGCCCCACGGCUCCUCGCCCAGCCGCCACCGGCCAGGUCAGCCGGCUGACAACACGCUCCCCGCAGCCGGCCAAAACCUUCCAGGAUCUCAGAAAAGUGGACGCUCCUCCUCCACUGCAAAAUGUGGCAUCACAAAAAUCAACGGCCUGGUGCUGCUGUGUAAGGUGUGUGGCGAUGUGGCCUCUGGUUUCCACUACGGCGUGCAUGCCUGCGAGGGCUGUAAGGGCUUCUUCAGGAGGAGCAUCCAGCAGAACAUCCAGUAUAAGAAGUGCCUUAAGAACGAGAGCUGCCCCAUCAUGAGGAUCAACAGGAACCGCUGCCAGCAGUGCCGUUUCAAGAAAUGCCUGAUGGUGGGAAUGUCCAGAGACUCUGUGCGCUUUGGCCGAAUCCCCAAGCGGGAGAAACAACGCAUGCUGCUGGAGAUGCAGAGUGCCAUGAACAACAUGAUGAACAACAGCCAGCUGCACAGCAGCCAGACCCUACCUAUUGGCAAACCGCUGCCGGCCAGUGCCACAGAACCUACCUCCGAGGAUGCCGGCCCCGCCCCUUCCUGCUCUCCAUCCAGCCAAUCAGACUCCAGCUCUGAACCUGAACCCACCGUGGCCAUGGACACCAGCCCCAGCUCGGCCUCGCCCAGCACGUCAGACAGCGGGGAGGAGGAGGUGAUCGGCUCGGUGACCAGGGCCCACCAGGAGACCUUCAUGUACAACCAGGAGCAGAGCACCCUGACACCUGAGGCCCCGCCCCCCACUGGCUCCCUGAACAGUGGCUCUGCCAAAAACACCACUAACCUGCGUGAAGAGGAGCAGCAGGAUGCCUGGAACCACCACAACAACCUGGUCACCAUGGCAGCACAGGACCCCCCCUCCAGCAUGGGCCCCCAAGGUCAGGAGGACAACACCACCAGCCACUGCCCCUUCAGGCUGUCCAGGAGGGCCGUCUCCAGCCACUGCCCAGCCUACACACACGGAGCGUUCAGAGCCCCGUCCACAGAGGGCCCCGCCAAUGGAGCCCACACUGGGCCCCUGUGGAGAGGAGGCAACAGAAUGCAUCUGGUGUGUCCGAUGAACACGUCUCCCCAUGUGGACCCUCAGAAGUCUGGCCACGAGGUGUGGGAGGAGUUUUCCCACAGCUUCACCCCUGCUGUCAGGGAGGUGGUGGAGUUUGCCAAGAAGAUCCCAGGCUUCAGAGAUCUGUCCCAGCCUGACCAGGUCAGCCUGCUGAAGGCUGGCACCUUUGAGGUGUUGGUGGUUCGCUUCGCUUCUCUCUUCGACAUGAAGGACCGCACCGUCACUUUUCUGGGUGGGAAGAAAUACAGCUUGGACACUCUGAGAGCCAUGGGGGCCGGAGACCUCCUCAACUCCAUGUUUGACUUCAGUGAGAAGCUCAUCAACCUGGGCCUCAGUGAGGAGGAGAUGAGCCUCUUCACAGCUGUGGUUCUGGUCUCUGCAGAUCGUUCAGGCAUAGAGAACGUGAACUCGGUGGAGGCCCUGCAGGAGACGCUGAUCCGCGCCCUGCGAAGCCUCAUCACCAAGAACCACCCCAACGAGUCGGCCAUCUUCACCAAGCUGCUGCUCAAACUGCCCGACCUGCGCUCGCUCAACAACAUGCACUCUGAGCAGCUGCUGGCCUUCAAGGUCCAUUCCUGAAGUUUCCUCUUGUACUUGACACCCAGGCACAAACUAUUUACGGUCUGCGACUGGACCCCGGAGGCCACGCAGACCACCAGCUCCGCCUCACUUCCCAACCCCACGUGCACCUCCACACUUCCUCCCAUGAGGCUUUGGGUUCUGUUCCUUCAGUCUGUAAAUGUAAACUAAAGCUCAAACCUGACAUUUAAAGGAGGAAGACGACCAUAAAAUGUUCUUGUACUGUAGGGCGUGACUGCCUGUGUGACGGUAAUGCAUACAUACAGACACACUGAUUGAUGUAUAUGUUUCUUGUGUUUGUGUGUAGCAUACUAUAUGUUUGCAAAUGUAAAAACAAAAAACAACAACAAAAAAAAUGUUAGAAGCACUUUUCUGUAUAGUGUAGACUGGUAUUUUUGCAUUCAUAGUGCAAUAUGUGACCGCUUGUUGAUUUGAGCUGUAUAGUGAGGAGUCAUUAUACUUGUGUAUACUUUUCAAUGGCACACAUUAAUUUGAAUAGGUGCUGGGCUCAUAUUGGGGGGUGGGGGGGUGGGGGGAUGUUGUAACCCUUAAAACAAACCAAACUGUGGGCACUGAAUGACUGAUGAGGUAGAAUUCUGUUCAGAAAAACAAAAGAAAGCAGACUACAAUGAGAGGCAUGUGGACGUAAAGCUGCUGUCAGUCCCAGCUUUCUAGUUUGGUCACGAGAAAUUAGAGAAUGUUUAUGUUGAAUGAAUUAGGGAAGCAAAAGAAGGCGGUGUCUUAUUUCAGGCUUUUCAUGCAGUUGUUUUACGUGCUGUGUUGUGGGUCAUUUUUCUAAAUUAUUUGGGCAUUGUGACAAAUCAGAUGUAUCUGUGAUUUCUACACAUGGAUCAGUGGAAAUGGAGAAACACUGAACCAACGAAAUAGAAUUGAACGUAAAAAAAAAAAAGAGAUUUCCUUCUCUUAUAUUUUUUUCUCCUUAUAGAAAAAAAACAGAUUUCUGAGAUCCCAGUGUCUGCUGUCCUGCGUGUCCCAGGUUGGGUUGAGUUUCCUACCUGCUAAGCAGUUGAGUCAAGACACUUGGUGCUGCUGUGGGACACUGGACGGCAGAGAAGGCGUUUGCAGUCACCAGCAACUCUCACAUGCUUGAAUAAUGUCUUAUUUCAAACUGUACAGACUUUAGCUGAGUGUAGUUAAUCUGAAUAGGUAGGGCUGUUUCACAUUAAAUAUGAUUGUAAUAUCACUGAAGUGAUUGUAAUUUAAAGAGUUGAGGUGACAGCUGAGUUGCUGGUGUUCUUUUUGCGAUGCCAUCGUUGUGCUCCCUUUCGGUGAAUUCAGAGUGUCUGGCCUUUCAAUAUCCAGAGCUUCUGUCAUUGUGUUAACAUUGCUGAUGUGGUUCUGUUCUCCUCUGUGAAAGGAUUGCAGUAUGCAUAGAUUUCUAUAUAAAUAUAUACAUACUAUCAUACAUAACUGUAUAGAUGAAUUUAUCUAUAUAAAUAAAUUUUAUAAAUGCUGUU
This is a messenger RNA of Micropterus salmoides (largemouth bass), 3709 nucleotides long. It is a transcript of the gene nr1d2b, whose product is annotated as nuclear receptor subfamily 1, group D, member 2b. Bases 468 to 2231 code for a protein of 587 amino acids. Gene Ontology annotation, biological process: cell differentiation; hormone-mediated signaling pathway; positive regulation of transcription by RNA polymerase II. NCBI's taxonomy places the organism in Eukaryota, Metazoa, Chordata, Actinopteri, Centrarchiformes, Centrarchidae. The transcript is spliced from 8 exons. Gene Ontology annotation, molecular function: nuclear receptor activity; RNA polymerase II cis-regulatory region sequence-specific DNA binding; zinc ion binding. The record is from RefSeq and is a predicted model, not a curated record.